Mangifera indica (mango) is the source of this 3414-nucleotide messenger RNA. RefSeq names its product pentatricopeptide repeat-containing protein At4g14170-like. NCBI's taxonomy places the organism in Eukaryota, Viridiplantae, Streptophyta, Magnoliopsida, Sapindales, Anacardiaceae. The transcript has 2 exons. Gene Ontology annotation, molecular function: protein binding; RNA binding. The record is from RefSeq and is a predicted model, not a curated record. Gene Ontology annotation, biological process: RNA modification. Bases 602 to 3061 code for a protein of 819 amino acids.
GUUAAUGUCCAGAGCUAGUGAAGAUGUUAAGCUCCGCCAUAACACUUGCAAGCCUUUGUCCACAACAACUCUUCUUUCCCAACUCGAGCCCCAUCAAAGUAAAAUCCAGCUCUUCAUAUUUCUGUCAUAGCAAUCACUCACACAACAUUAGCAAUAAAAGAUUUCAACUAGACUUGCUUCAAUUUUUUCACUCAAAAUCGAGCCUUUGCCUCAACUGUUCCAUCAGCCAGGGAACUUCCAGUGCUGGAGAUAAUAUCCCACAUGACCAGCACUUAAAGGAGAGUAAAGGGUUCUGGGAUUAAUGGAAGGUGAGAGCUUUUUAAGCUGAACUACAAGCUCAAUCAUCAGUUCUUUUUUUUUUUCUUUCUUUAUAUGUAGUUUUGUUAAGAAAAGAAAAGAACCCACCUGGCUGAUGAGAAAAUUACUGAGAGAAAAGGAAGAAGGGGGAACUUUUCGCAUUGUGACUUGAAUUUUUUGACCACUUAACUCAACUCAGAUGGCCCUUGUAUCUGCAUAGGAAAUUAUAUAUUCGAACCCCAUUGCAAAGUAAAACUAUUGGUGAUAUACAAACUCCAAAAGGCCUUUGCUUUGCUAUCUUUCGAUGUUGUUACAGAACAAUGCAUUUAACAUUCUUCAUGUGCAUAGACAUCAAGUAGCUUCAAGAAUCUUAAGCAAAUAUCACUUUCUGUUGAGAAAGACUCACUGUACCUAUCACUCAUCAACCAACCACACCCAUGUGAAUCUCCUCACAAUUGCCUCAAACUCCAAAUCUCUGCGCCAAACUAAACAAGUCCAUGCCUUUGCACUCCACAAUGGAUUUCUUCCUAGAAGUGUUUCUCUCUGUGCCUCUUUGAUCCUCCGCUAUGCUGCUUUCCAAGAAUCCAAUGCUUGUUUCCUUCUCUUUGAACAGACUAUUAGUUAUUGCCACACUGCAUUUCUGUGGAAUACUUUCAUUCGGGCUCUAUUGGUUGCCCAUGUUCAUGAUGGUUUUGUUACCUAUAAUCGAAUGGUUAGGACCAGAGUUCCCCUUGAUAACCAUACCUUCCCUUUUGUUCUCAAGGCAUGUGCUGAUAAUUUGGAACUCCAAAAGGGUAUGGAGAUUCAUGGGCAUCUGUUCAAACUUGGUUUUGAAAUGGAUGUUUUUGUGGGUAAUACCCUGUUGUUGUUUUAUGGUAAUUGUGGGCUUUUGGAAAAUGUUAGGAGUGUGUUUGAUGAAAUGCGUGAGAGAGAUAUUGUUUCCUGGAAUACAAUUAUAGGAUUACUUUCGGUUAAUGGCUGCUAUGUGGAGGCGCUCGAUUUAUAUUGUGAUAUGAUUUUAAGGUCUGGGUUUAAACCAAACUCAGUUACUACUGUUAGUAUCUUGCCAGUUUGCGGGAGCCUUGCAAAUGAGGUCAUGGCAAGGCAGAUUCAUUGUUUUGUUGUGAAGGUUGGGUUGGGUGUUCAGAUGACUAUUAGUAAUGCACUGGUUGAUGUGUAUGGUAAAUGUGGAAAUAUGAUGGCUUCAAGGCAAGUUUUUGAUGAAAUGGUAGAGAGGAACGAAGUUUCCUGGAAUGCCGUAAUUGCUAGUCUUGCUCAUACAGGGUGUAACAAGGAUGCAUUAGAUAUGUUUAGGCUGAUGAUUUGUGCUGGGCUGACACCAAACUCUAUUGCUAUAUCUAUUAUUUUACCUGUGUUGGUUGAAGAAGAAUUAUUUGGGUUAGGAAAGGAAAUCCAUCGGUUCUGUUUAAGAAUAGGCAUUGAAUCUGAUGUGUUUGUUGCCAACUCAAUGAUUGAUAUGUAUGCAAAAUCAGGCCAUCAAUCUGAAGCUUCCUCUCUGUUUCACAAUAUGCUUGUAAAGAAUGUUGUUACUUGGAAUGCCAUGAUUGCUAAUUUCACUCAAAACAGGCAAGAGUUAGCGGCUCUAGAGCUAUUAAGAGCAAUGUCAGUACAUAACAAGAUACCUAAUUCUGUCACUUUGACGAAUGUUCUUCCAGCUUGUGCACGAGUUGGUUUCCUUCUUCCAGGAAAAGAAAUCCAUGCAGUGACCAUCCGUAUGGGGUUCAACCUUGAUCUGUUUGUCACCAAUGCUCUGACAGACAUGUAUGCAAAAUGUGGCCGCUUAGAUCUGGCUCAAAGUGUUUUUGACAUAUCCCGUAGGGAUGAAAUAUCUUAUAAUAUAUUAAUAGUAAGCUAUGCUCAAACAAGUGAUUGCUCAAAAUCCUUGAGUUUAUUCUCAGAAAUGGGUCUCAAGGGUAUGAUGCAUGAUGCGGUUUCCUUUGUGGGUGCUAUAUCAGCUUGUGGAAAAUUAGCUGCAACCAAGCAAGGGAAAGAGAUCCAUGCAGUCGUGACGAGAAAGCUUUUUCACACACACCUCUUUGUUGCUAAUUCACUUUUGGACUUUUAUUCCAGAUGUGGACGGAUUGAUAUAGCUGACAAGAUCUUUGUGAGGAUUCCAAAUAAAGAUGCAGCCUCGUGGAAUACUAUGAUUUUGGGUUAUGGAAUGCUUGGUGAUUUGGACAUGGCUAUUGAUCUCUUCGAAAAUAUGAGGGAACGUGGAGUGCAAUAUGAUUCAGUUUCAUAUAUUGCAGUUUUGUCAGCCUGUAGCCAUGGAGGAUUUGUUGAAAAAGGGAGGAAAUACUUUGAGGAAAUGCAAGCUCAGAAUAUUGAGCCGACACAAAUGCACUAUGCUUGUAUGGUUGAUCUCCUUGGACGAGCUGGCCUUAUGGAAGAUGUAGUGGAACUUAUAAAAAAUUUGCCCAUCAUACCGGAGUCCAAUAUAUGGGGUGCUUUGCUUGGGGCAUGCCGAAUCCAUGGUAAUAUAGAGUUGGGGUCUUGGGCAGCUGAGCAUUUGCUUAAGUUGAAACCUGAACAUUGUGGGUAUUAUAUUCUUCUUUCAAACAUGUAUGCAGAAGCUGGGAAAUGGGAUGAGGCAAACAAGAUUAGGGAAUUGAUGAAGUCGAGAGGGGCAAAGAAAAAUCCUGCUUACAGUUGGGUUCAAACAGGGGACCAGGUACAAGCAUUUGUAGUUGGAGAGGUAAUGGAGAACUCCAAUCCAGGUCUUUGGCAUGCAGAAUGCGGUUAAAUUUGUUAAAGAAAUCCGAGUUUUAUGGUUGUUUGCUGACGUAUCAAGUCUUGGCAGCAUCAAAAGUGAACCAGAAAAUUGAAUAGCAGAAAUUUUUUACGUAUCCGGAAGACUAAAAGGAGAUGAAUUGCAUCGAACUUUUGCUAAGUAGGUAGAGUACUUGAUAGAUAAGUGCUCCUUUUAUGGGUAACUUUCAUCAUUUUCAGUAAAGUACUCUCCAAGUCUCCGAGUCUGCAAGAAAUAUUCUUGUGCACACACCAAGAAAUAAAAAAUUCAGAUUGAUUCUUUAAGUUUCUAUGUGUCAAAUAAAUGUUUAAAAUUGCAAUUUUUUUAUAAUUUAAUAUUUUCUAUCA